GCCACCAGUCCACCGCAGUUAGACAUGGCAGCGCUGAGACCAGAGCAUCGCUAUGGGCUCUCCUGUGGAAAAAAUGACAAAAACACCUCGAACAAAACAUUUUACCAUGUCAAGCUCACCGACACUGCCAUGCGAGCACUGGAAGCCUAUCAAAACCUUAAGGGUUUCUUACCAAAUCAGCCAACUAUUUGCUUCAAGGGGAACCAAGGGUACAUCAAGAUUCCAGUCCCUUCCUCUGAUCCCAGCGGUGCUGUGCGUGUCUUCUCCUUCUACCUGUCUGGUGACAACAAAGAACAGCCUCAGGCCAGCUUUGAAUGCAUUCACCACUAUGUUACUGGGGACAAUCAGGAAAAGCUGGAGUGCCCGGGCAUCAUUCAGGACAAGAUCACGGUGUGCGCCACCGAUGACUCCUACCAGGCAACCAAGGAGCGCAUGUCUCAGGUGGAGAAGGACAACUGGAGCAGGACAGCCAUCGAGAUCAAACCAGGGUCCACACCUCCCAGUAAAUCUGUCAAGAUGCCAGUCAAGAGGCCAGCUCUGCCCUCGACCUCAGGUACUAUCAACAGGCAUUCCCCCAGCCACAAAAGGGGCGGGACAUGGCCCCUGGUGGCCAAUCGGCCGCUCAGAGACCGCAUCAUCCACCUGCUGGCACUGAAGCCCUACAAGAAGCCAGAGCUGCUCCUGUGGCUGGACCGUGAGAAAGCCAGCGCCAAAGAUAAGGCUGACCUGGGAUCAGUGCUGGAGGAGGUUGCUAAGCUGAAUGCCAGGGAGAGUUUCAUCCUGAAGGAUGAGUUUUACAGACACAUCCAACGCGACUGGCCUGGGUACCUGGAGGAAGAGAGACAGCUUGUGCUCAGGAUGUUGGCCAGGAAGACACAGCCCCUCAACAGCUGCCAAUCAAAGAGUUUCCUGUCGAACCCUUCCCUGCAGGAACCCACAGAGCCUUCUACGUCAUAUUUCAUCCCAGGGAAGAACCAGGUUGUGAAACGGCCGGCACCCCCUGUCCCACUGCAAAGCCGAGCUGACAAGAAGAAACCAAGAGUAUCGGCCCAGACCCCAGGCUCAGGGCCCCUCCCCAACAGCACCCCUUCCCCUGCCGCCACCAGUUUACACGUCAAAGAUGCGAGUCAGAAGACCGGGGAUAGCCGGCUGGGUAGCCAGAACGACAAUCCUCCCCCUCAGCCCAGCACAAGCUCCACUGAUGUGCCAAGGACAGCGCAGCUCCCCCUGCAGGCUGGCCCCAUGCCUCCCCGCACUGAACCCGCCGUCUGCACUGACGAGCAGCUUGCUGACAGCCAGCACAAGAAGAAGAAAGCCAAGAAGCAGAUGGAGAAGGAGAGGGAGCGGUUGAAAGACGAUGGGAAGGGCGAGUCGGUGGAGGCUCAUCCUGACCUCAAGCCCAACGUGGAAACGCGUGACAGGCAGGAGGGUGCAAAGACACCUGUCACUUCGCCACCCCCUGCAGAGGUACCUGACUACAUACUAGUGUACGGUCCCAUAACUGCUUUGGAGCAGCGGCAGAGGUACAAGGAGGACUUCUGCGCUGAGUACGAUGAGUACAGGGAGCUGCACUCCCGAAUCAGCAGCGUCACUGAGAUAUUUGUCCAGCUGAGCGCCAAAAUAAAGACCAUCUCCUCGGGAACAAAGGAGUACAAGGUGCAGGAAGCUUGGCUGCCGUUGGCUCAGUGGGGACAGAGACAUCGGGCGCUGCUGCAGGAACUGUGUGCUCUGUUGUGUCAUCGUUUGUUUAGCUUGGAUCUUAUGGAGGAGCAAAUAAUAGACAAGUACAACAAGUAUAAAAAGAAGUUUCCUCAUUAUCGGGAGGAGAAGAGGCGCUGUGAAUAUCUGCAUCAGAAACUGUCGCACAUCAAAAGCCUCGUCGCGGACUUCGACCGGAAACAGGCAACUUUGUAGUGCUGGCAUCACCUGUGGCUCUGGAGGGACCAAAAGGCUCUGCAGCAAGGUUCUCGUAGCUGUGAAUGGACUCUGAAAGCAGCACACACUAAAUGGCUUUUUCCAGCUCUAUUCUUGUUUCUGUGCUGAGGUGAUGCAGGUUCGAUGCUGUCAUGUAUUUAGGAGUGGACAGUGACCAGUGACUCGUGAUUGGUUCCGGCUCUUUAUUGUUGCAGUUUCCAUGGUUAUGGAAGGAGUGUUCUGUGUCAGAUAAAAUUUCAAGAGAGUGUUCUGCAUCUGAUAUAAUUUGCCACAUUUUUGUGUUUCUGUGGCAACAUCAUCCAAAAUCCUUUUUCACAUGGGUAAAAAAACAGGCACAGUGCUCAGAGAAUUUUCAUGCUGAACAUAGCGACAUAUCAGGCAGCUGAAAGGAAGGAGGGGAGAGGCGUUGGAUUAUUUCUUGUUUUCGUGGAAGGUUUGUGAACGAACAGUGUAAAUGUGAAACGAUGAACUGGUUUUGAAUCACUACAGAGCAUUUGGGGAAACUUUGAAACUACAGCAUGAGUCCUGCAAUCAGUCUGGCAAUGGGGUCAUUUUUCAAAUCUGGACUCUACUGCCCACUGCCCAGUGACAUCUAUAUGGGGAAAUCAGUGGUAGUGGCCAAGGUAUUGAACUUCCUGUGGAAACAGGAAGUGAGGUUGAGCAGAGGGAGCUGCCUUUGUCUUUACCAAAGAUAACAUUGAGCAUGAGCAGCAGGCCGCUGCGGCUUGAACCAUAAUACAAUUUAAAUUAUCAGUUCAACAAGAAUUUGUCACAAACGCUCAUGAUGAAUUGACAUCAGAAGCAACAGCUGGCAGUCAGUUUUAUGUUGCGUCCUUAAUUCAUACAGAUCAGUCUUAAACGUGUCCAGUGCACCAUGGCAAUUGCAAGAGAGACGGUUCCUUUCUGUCUGAAAGCACAAAGAGUGAUCAGAGUUUGUUGUGUUGCAGGGAAAAAAAAAAAAUUAAAAACAGGGCUGUGACUCGUGCGUCACAGGUGGAAUCUCUCAUUGUGUUUCAGAAACAUGAAUACCAGUGAUUAGCCAGUCCUGGGUGUCCAGAGUUUUGUUUGGAACAGACGUGAAUGGAAGCGGGCCGUCUAAACAGACAACAUUUAUACUGAACAACAGGACAUUCUAGGUCCAAAGCUGCAGGACAUUCAAUGGCGCAAUUUCAGCAAAACUCAGUAAUAUGAGGAGUGCGUGUUAUUGGCUGUGUGGGAGGCCUCCUUUUCCUA
Messenger RNA from Megalops cyprinoides (Indo-Pacific tarpon), 3168 nucleotides. Its product is annotated as RNA polymerase II elongation factor ELL2-like. Lineage: Eukaryota; Metazoa; Chordata; Actinopteri; Elopiformes; Megalopidae. The coding region runs from base 25 to 1914 and encodes 629 amino acids. The transcript is spliced from 12 exons. Gene Ontology annotation, biological process: snRNA transcription by RNA polymerase II; transcription elongation by RNA polymerase II; positive regulation of transcription elongation by RNA polymerase II. Gene Ontology annotation, cellular component: transcription elongation factor complex. Gene Ontology annotation, molecular function: cis-regulatory region sequence-specific DNA binding. The record is from RefSeq and is a predicted model, not a curated record.